GUGUAGGUAAAGCACAGUUUGUAGCUUAUGAGCGGUAGGGAGGAACAACAACCGGACGACCGUGUUCUGCGAUCAUCAGCCCGUAGACUCCCUCUGGUCUUUCGAGCGUUAGGAUUAGAGGGAGACCGUGGCCUGUUCAGAGAGGCUAGGGAGAGGCGACGCCAGCAGCAGCGAGAAAGGGACGCAGAGGCUAGUAGAGCCCUUUCAGCUGAGGCAGCAGCUUCAGCGGCCGCAAUGGCCACCGCUUCGCAGCAGGGCACGGCGCAGCAAACUUCUCAAGUCAGGAGUUCAGGUUCGGUAGGCUCCACGAUGUCGCAAACCCAGAGUCAGUCUGCUGGCCCCAUGGCAAGCCAGCAAGUGUUGCUGUCACCCGAGGAUAUUGCCAUCCAGCAGGCAGCCCUGCAGGAGGCACAACUACAGAAGGCCUUGGCAGAUAUAAAAGCGGAGAAAGAUAGAAUGGUUAGAAGCAGAGCCAGGUUGCAGAGACGUCAAGCGGACAUUCAGGUGUUAGAUGAGAUGGAAAUUACCAAUGUGGAUGCUGAUGUGAGGUUAGUCCGUAGUGCUGUGCUCGGUAUAGCGGAGAUGCAGGACCAACAAACUGCCGUCCUCCAAGACAUUCAGCAGACGCUGGCCACGCUGGUACAGCGUUUGCAGGUAGUUCCAUUCCCUGCCGGGCCUGGUGCCUGGCUCGUGGCACAUCCAUCUCCACCUGUCCCACCGGUGACUGGGGUAUCCCCAUAUGUAGCCCCGUCUACGGUAGCCAUAGUCUCCCUGGGCAUGCCGCUUUCAGGAGGAUUAGCAGCGGGACCUAGUCAACAGGUUCCUGUACAGGCAGUGUUCUCCCAACCACCGCCGCAGGUUGCCAUCAGUGGGCAAUCUGCUGUCCCGCAAGCUGGUCAACCGCAGGUCACACAGGCCCAGCCGGUUGUGAGUCAGCCACCUGUGUCCCAAGGUCCACAGCCUGGUGUGGGACAGGUACCGGGACAAGGUCAGUGGGUACCAAAGACGGCCAUCGCGGCUCCAAAGCCCUUCUCAGGUGAUAAGAAGGGUGAGGACCUCAACAUUUGGUUGAAGAUGGUCCCUGUCUAUGUCCGCUGUAAGAUGACUCAGCCUCACGAGGAGGUGUUAGUCGCUGCGUCCUAUUUAGAGGGGACAACAGCUAAAUGGUUGAGUGGGCAAGUGCAGUUAGAGGGCUAUGGUCAUGACCUCCGCGCCUGGGCAGCCACCAAGAAAUUGGAGGACUUGCUCAAGUUAGUAGAGGAAAGGUGGCAUGACCCACAAGAGGCCCAAAGGGCCAUGGAUGGGAUACUGACCCUGACUUCUGGAAAGUUCAGGUCAGUAAGAGAUGCGACCGAAGCCGUUGAGCGGCUGAUCUGCGUCCCUGGCGUGCGCUACGAUCCCCAAGUCUUGCUUGUCACAUAUCUGAGGUGUCUCCCUACGGAGAUAAGGACUCAGUUGGCGAGUGAGGCGAUGAUCACCAUGCACACCUUUGCCUCAUUUAGUAAGAAGGCUUUGGAUCUGGAGGCAAAGAUAGGACACGGACAUACCCCACCGACGGAUGGUAGGAAGAAGACACUGCCUUCUGACUGGAAGGCGAAAGGUCGCAUUAUGUUCGUCGACAACGAUGGUUCAACCAUCGAAUUGGACGUCGAACCCCAGUCAGAAGUAGGUGCAGAGGCUGGCAGCGAUGCUUCAGGGGGUGGAGUAGUCGCGUCUUUGCAACAGCAAAAAGAGAUAGAGGGAGUAGUUGCAAAAUACCCUGAUCUAUUUGAAGAGCCGAAAGGGGUUGUUGAGAGGGAGGUCGUCCACGCUGUAGAGAUUAUCCUAGGGUCUAGCAUCCCGAAGGGUAGGAUCUAUAGGAUGUCUCCAGGCGAGCUUGAUGAGCUUCGUCGACAACUCAAGGAACUCGUAGAGAAGGGGUGGAUCCGGCCGAGUGUCUCUCUGUAUGGUUCUCCAGUCUUAUUUGUACCGAAGAAGGGAGGCACUCUUAGGAUGUGCAUUGACUAUAGGGGCCUCAAUGCCAUCACUUUAAAGAAUCGAGAGCCCCUACCGCGCAUCGAUGACUUGUUGGACCGAGUGCAAGGGUGUCGGUACUUCAGUAAGAUAGAUCUGAAGUCCGGGUACCAUCAGAUUGCAAUUCGCCCCGAGGAUCAGCACAAAACCGCUUUUCAGACCAGGUACGGCCUGUACGAGUUUGUGGUGAUGCCUUUUGACCUUUGCAAUGCUCCUGGCACCUUUCAGCACACGAUGAACAGGAUCUUUCAUGACUACUUGGACAAGUUUGUCAUCGUGUACCUCGAUGACAUAUUUAUCUUUAGUAGAACUGUCGAGGAGCACGUAGCACACUUAGACAAAGUCUUAAGUCUCCUUCGGCAGCACAAGUUCAAGAUCAACGGUGAGAAGUGCGAGUUCGACCGCACCCGUAUCUUGUACUUGGGUCAUGAGAUUUCCGCUGAGGGGUUGAAGCCCGAUGACGCGAAGGUGGCCAGCAUUCGUGAUUGGCCGCGUCCUCAGUCUGUGACUGAGAUGAGAUCAUUCUUAGGGAUGACCGGCUACUAUAGGACUUUCAUUAAGAACUACAUCAUAGUGGCCGCCCAUUUGACUGAUCUGACCCGCCUUGACACCCCAUGGGAGUGGACAGAUGAGUGCAAGGCUGCUUUCAGACAUUUGAAGCACGCACCGACGCACUAUGAAGUCUUGAAGCUACCCGAUCCUGACAAGCCAUUCAUAGUGACCACGGAUGCUAGCCAAUAUGGCAUUGGCGCCGUGCUUGUGCAGCAGGAGGGGCCAAAGUUGAGGCCGGUAGAGUACUUGUCCAAGAAAAUGUCGUCUCAGAAGUUGGCAAAGUCCACCUACGAGAAGGACCUCUAUGCGGUGUACAAGGCUCUGACCCAUUGGAGACACUAUCUCCUUGGGAGGUUCUUCAUCCUUCGGACUGAUCAUCAGACCUUGAGAUGGAUGAGAACUCAGCCGGUACUCUCUGACGCGUUGGAGCGUUGGAUUGAGGUCAUUGAGCAGUAUGACUUCGAGCCCCAGUACAUCAAGGGCGAGUACAACAAGGUUUCUGAUGCCUUGUCGCGUAGACCUGAUUUCUCAGGUGUGCUGAUUACUGAGUUCGAUCUGACGGACGAUGUUACUCGAUCUUUGGUGGAAGCCUAUCGCGAGGACCAGUUCAUGUCUGAGAUCAUUCGCAGACUUGAGGCGAAGGAUAAACAGACUUCAACUGAGUUUGAGUUGGUCAAUGGCUUGCUGUUUCUCGAGAAGGCAGGGAAUAAACGGUUGUGUGUCCCUAAUAGAGAGUCAUUGCGUAGUUUGUUUUUAGGUGAGUGUCAUGAUGCCACCGGUCAUUUGGGGUAUAAGAAGACAUCAGCAAACUUGCUGCAGCGGUUCUGGUGGCCCACGAUGUUGAAAGAUGCCAAGCUGUACGUGGAGACUUGUCAAGUUUGCCAACGAGACAAGCCCCGUACUCAUGCACCUCUUGGGCUACUCAAGCCCCUUCCAAUUCCUGAAAGGCCUGGUGAAAGCUUGUCCAUGGACUUCAUGGAUACGCUGGUCACCAGCAAGAGUGGGAUGAGGCAGAUCUUUGUCACCAUGGAUAGGUUUAGUAAGUAUGCUAGAUUGAUAUCCAUGCUAGAUUGAUAUCCAUGCCGGAAACAGCAAAGACCGAGUACGUAAUCAGGUUGUUUAAGGAGAACUGGGUUAGAGAUUUCGGGCUGCCAAAGUCGAUUGUGAGUGACAGGGAUGUCAGAUUCACAACAUUAUUAUACAGGCUGGCGACGAGAGGAAGUUUCCCGUCCCAGUCGUCCUGACUUGGCUUUAUGUAGUGUCUUAACAAAUGCUGCACUACUCU
This is a messenger RNA of Chara braunii, 3850 nucleotides long. The record is from the annotation of a GenBank genome assembly. NCBI's taxonomy places the organism in Eukaryota, Viridiplantae, Streptophyta, Charophyceae, Charales, Characeae.